Messenger RNA from Ostrinia nubilalis (European corn borer), 1227 nucleotides. RefSeq lists its product as uncharacterized. NCBI's taxonomy places the organism in Eukaryota, Metazoa, Arthropoda, Insecta, Lepidoptera, Crambidae. The record is from RefSeq and is a predicted model, not a curated record. The transcript is spliced from 3 exons. The coding region runs from base 99 to 1079 and encodes 326 amino acids.
AAAAGUGAAAACUGAAUGGAGCUGAGCGUUGUUUGUCAUUCGUCAGCCACAGUUGACGCUGGCCGCUCCUUUAGGACGGCAGCUCGAGGAUUACCGCCAUGGCGCUCCGAUACUGCGUUGCGAUUUUAUCACUUUGUGCGUGUGCUGCCGCGAUUGUUGGCCCUUCUGGGAACGGCACCAAGGCAAACUUGAAGACCGAUUCGUAUCUGGAUGCGUACUCCAAAUCUCGCGUCGACGCUGAAAAAGCCAAAAAGGGUGUAGUGAUUAUAACAGCAAAAGAUGGAGAGAAACAAAUCACGAAUCGUGAUGAUAAUGGAUAUGAUUACUCUCCGCCAUAUUCCGGCGAUACCAGCUUCAGUUCUGGAUCCACCAGCUUUUCUGGGUCUGAUUCCAGCAGCUAUUUGCCACCGUCUAGCAACUACGGACCAGUGAAAUUUGAGUCCGAUAUAACGUAUAAUUCGCCGCCUAAUACGUAUGGGCCUCCUUCACCAAACUAUGGCCCUCCUGCUUCGAGCUAUGGACCUCCUUCUCCGAGCUACGGGCCUCCCUCACCGAGUUACGGACCGCCCUCGAACUCCUAUGGACCGCCAGCACAGACCUAUGGCCCCCCUGCAAAUACUUACGGACCUCCUGUACACAAGCCGCUACCACCACCUCCUCCUCCUCCAGUAUACGGACCUCCUUUGAAGCCUUCGUACGGUGUGCCUUACACAGCGCCAGGUUUUGGAUUCCUGGACAAAUUAUCGCUUAAACUAGACAUUCUGACUAUUGCAAAGCUGUUGCUGAAAUUCCUGAUAUUCAAGAAGCUUGUAACGAUGUUAGCGGUGGUGUGCAUGCUGCUGGUGAUACCGAAGCUGAUUAGUUUCAAGAAGGACGACGCAGGCCAGAGUAAUGACGAAGAUGAGCGCAACUUUGGCAGGAAAAAAUUGGUAGAGCUGACGUCAGCACAGGAGUUGGUGGAGCGAGCGUUGUAUGUUUACGGCCGCCAGCAGCCGUCCUGCGGCGUCACGUGUCGCGUGCGCAGGGUCCUCGACGACAUCUACGACUUCCAUCCGUAUUUCAGAGAAAAUUCGUCAUGAUCACCAGUCCGAUCUUAUAGAUGGAACAAGCAUUUAUAAAUAAUUAGGUGCCAUUACGAAGUCUGAAUUUAUGUUAAUUUGUUGCUUAGUAUUUAUUUAUUUAUUUGUUUAUACGUAGUGCUAAGAAAAAUACAUUUGUACUUUUUAA